GACAAAACCCGUCCACACAACCUUUUGCUUCGAUUCAAUUUCGCUUCCAUCUUUCCUCAAGAAACCUAGUCCACAAUCAAUUCCCAAAUUAACAGUGACACUUAUUUCCGUAACCCACCAUUUUCUGAACCACUUUUCAAUUCCAUACCUUCAUUAUUACCAUUUCCAAACACAUAUCUCAUCAAUCAUUCAUGGAAGUUCAUAUUAUUUUUUAUACAAAAUCCUAAAUUUAAACAAAACCCUCCCAUUUCUGGGUGAAAUUUUGAAUUUUGAAUUUCAAAAUGUCAUUGAGGAUAAAAGCCGUGGUGGAUAGGUUUGUGCAAGAGUUAAAAGAAGCUUUAGAAGCUGAUAUACAAGAUCGAAUAAUGAAGGAGAGAGAAAUGCAGAGUUAUAUUGAAGAACGGGAAAGGGAAGUUGCUGAACGUGAAGCUGCUUGGAAAGCUGAACUUUCUCGUCGUGAGGCUGAAAUUGCUCGCCAAGAAGCAAGACUGAAGAUGGAAAGAGAAAAUCUAGAAAAAGAGAAAAGUGUACUCAUGGGAACUGCAUCAAAUCAAGAUAACCAAGACGGAGCACUUGAAAUCACUGUCAGUGGAGAAAAAUACAGAUGUCUGCGAUUCUCAAAGGCUAAGAAAUGACUGCCUCGUUGAAAUUGACGUGUUUUGGUGCUAAUCCUGAUCUCUGGUUAGAUUUCUUAUUGAACUCUUGGUAGAGCAAGCUUCUAUCAUCUCAUAUAUGUUCGUGUACAUGGCAGCACAUUGUUGCAAGGGAAACUUCAACAGUUCAUAGAAGUAUAAAUCUCUCUGCCAUUAGGUAUGAUUCAGCAAUUGAACAAAGGGUUGCAGUUAGUGAAAAUAAACCUAUUCAAAUUUGUUUCCUCGUCGAGGUUAUUGAUUAAUAUACUCUUUAGUUUUUUGCCAUCAGCAAUUCGGGUUUAUAUGUUAUUCUGCUUUCAUUUUCUCACUUGUUAGCUGCUAAGCAAUCAGCUCCCUCAUAUUUUCUGGAUUUAGCAUAUCAAAUUGUCCAUAUGGUCAAGAGUAGGAGAAAAGCAAGGGUAUUUAGCUUGUUUAAAACAUUCUAUGACUGAUUUGUCUAAUUUCUUCAACAA
Molecule: messenger RNA, 1105 nt
Organism: Amaranthus tricolor (Joseph's coat)
Lineage: Eukaryota; Viridiplantae; Streptophyta; Magnoliopsida; Caryophyllales; Amaranthaceae
Exons: 2
Coding region: 282-635 (117 amino acids)
Source: RefSeq, a predicted model, not a curated record